Messenger RNA from Drosophila guanche, 941 nucleotides. RefSeq names its product pyridoxine/pyridoxamine 5'-phosphate oxidase. The record is from RefSeq and is a predicted model, not a curated record. NCBI's taxonomy places the organism in Eukaryota, Metazoa, Arthropoda, Insecta, Diptera, Drosophilidae. The transcript is spliced from 2 exons. Gene Ontology annotation, biological process: pyridoxine biosynthetic process; pyridoxal 5'-phosphate biosynthetic process. The coding region runs from base 25 to 807 and encodes 260 amino acids. Gene Ontology annotation, molecular function: FMN binding; pyridoxamine phosphate oxidase activity.
AAACUCAUCAUUAAAAUUCCAAUAAUGACCUCAGUUGUGUUACCAAAAUUGUGGGAGUCGCUGUCCUCGGGCCCAUUGCUGUGCAGCCUGCGGCAGGGCAGUCUAUCGUCGGGUCUUCGAAGGGCCAGCACGCUGCCACGCGAGGAGCGCAAGACCAUCGAGGAGCCCUACCGGAUAUUCCUGCAGUGGCUGGCGGCUGUUCAGCAUCAGGUGCCACAGCUGCGACCCCGACUGGCGUGCAUGGCCACCGUGGACAAGGCCGGCGAACCGGUGACGCGGCUGACCAAAAUCGAUGCUGUGAACUCCAGUGGGAUCACCUUCUACACUAACUUGGGGAGUCGACAGGCGGGCGAGAUAAGCAGCAAUCCGCACGUGUCGCUGCACUUCAACUGGGCACCGCUUAUGCGCAGCGUUCGCAUUUCUGGCACCGCCCGGCAGCUAAGCGCUGAGCAGGCGUUGCACCAGUUUCACAGGUAUCCGCGCCACGUCCAACUCUGCCUUGCCUAUGGCCCACAGGCGUCGCAGGCACCGACCUCCCGCAUAUCAGGCGCCUUGCAGUGGCUGGCCGAGCGAAUGGGCUCGCUGUUUGGACAGCAGCAUUUGGAUAUACCCAUGCCUGCCAAUUGGGGCGGCUUUCUGCUCACGCCAUGUCUCUACGAGUUUGGCAUGGACAAAGGCGGGCCAAACGGAAGGACAUGCAUGAGGUUCAGGCGCUGCCUGACGAUGCCAAGGGGCGCUAGAGAUAAGAACAUAAAUGGGGAAAGACAUGACUGGGUCUAUGACUCUUGCGUGGAGCACGAUAGCUGAGGCUGAGGUCAAUUCUUUUCAAUAUUAAUAUUUGGCAUUCAUACAUUCAUUGCGGCAUGCAUCAUUCGUCAUCUGUUGGCAUGCAAUCUACUAAAAACUUUCUAUGAACUCCAUUAAAUAAACUUUUGAUGGGA